UUUUUUAUAUGUACUUAUAGAACUUGCUAGCAAUCAACCGACUAUGACAGACAACGUAAAUUAUGUAUCUUCGACAGAACAGGAUCAGUUGAACAAGGGCGAGGAAGGCAAACAACCCGGUGGCGUGCUGCAAAAUUUCACGGUAUAUAGUUUGCCGGUAAUAUCUAAGGUAUGGAGUUUAUCAACUCCGGAUACGACCAACCUUGAAAAUGGCAACGAAAGUGAAGACAAUAUGGAGACUGAAGAAACAGACUUGAAGGAAGAUCCAACCGUUGAGCCACAACCCGUGGCUGUCAACGAGAAAGAAAAUUAUGAUGAAAUCAUUGAAAUCGAAGACAAUGAUGAGUUGGAAGAAACAGACUUGAAGGAAAUUCCAAUCGUUGAGCCACAGGCCAUGGAUCUUGAUAAUAAAGAGCCACAAGCCGUGGCUGUCAACGAGAUAGAAAAUGAUGGUGAAAUUAUUGAAAUUGAAGACAACGAAGAUUCAAAAAAAACAGACUUGAAGGAAAUUCCAAUCGUUGAGCCACAGGCCAUGGAUCUUGAUAAUAAAGAGCCACUAGCCGUGGCUGUCAACGAGAAAGAAAAUGAUGGUGAAAUUAUUGAAAUCGAAGACAAUGAUGAGUUGGAAGAAACAGACUUGAAGGAAAUUCCAAUCGUUGAGCCACAGGCCAUGGAUCUUGAUAAUAAAGAGCCACUAGCCGUGGCUGUCAACGAGAAGGAAAAUGAUGGUGAAAUUAUUGAAAUCGAAGUCAAUGAAGAUUUCAAAAAAACAGACUUGAAGGAAAUUCCAAUCGUUGAGCCACAGGCCAUGGAUCUUGAUAAUAAAGAGCCACAAGCCGUGGCUGUCAAGGAGAAGGAAAAUGAUGGUGAAAUUAUUGAAAUCGAAGACAACGAAGAUUUCAAAAAAACAGACUUGAAGGAAAUUCCAAUCGUUGAGCCACAGGCCAUGGAUCUUGAUAAUAAAGAGCCACAAGCCAUGGCUGUAAACGAGAAAGAAAAGGAUAAUGAAAUUAUUGAAAUCGAAGAUAACGAGGAGCCCGAAAAAACAGACUUGAAGGAAAUUCCAAUCGUUGAGGCACAAGCCAUGAAUCUUGAUAAUAAAGAGCCACAAGCCGUGGCUCUUGAUAAUAUGGAAAAGGAUGACGACAUUGAGGAAAAAGAAGAGUCGAAAGAAACAGAAUUGAAGGAAAAUCCAAUCGUUGAGCCACAACCCGUGGCUGUGAACGAGAAACAAGAGAGCGAUGAAACUGAUAAUAAUUAAGAAUAUCUAAUAAAAAAUAAUAUUAUAUAAGCAAUUUUUCUCCAUUAUUUAUUUUUCCAAUAGUAUAAUAAUAAUAUUAUA
This is a messenger RNA of Acyrthosiphon pisum (pea aphid), 1342 nucleotides long. Its product is annotated as dynein heavy chain-like protein PF11_0240. Lineage: Eukaryota; Metazoa; Arthropoda; Insecta; Hemiptera; Aphididae. The record is from RefSeq and is a predicted model, not a curated record. The transcript has a single exon. The coding region runs from base 44 to 1261 and encodes 405 amino acids.